CCCAAACCCGUCUUCUUCCUCCGCAAUAGAGACCUCUGCCCUAGUCCCAUACUCUCACCGGGAAAUCCUUACCGGAAAAACACCUCCAAGCGGCAACCAACUUACAUAUAAAGCUUCUCCAUCGUCCCUCGUCACUGUUUACUAGUUGAAGUCCAUCAGUGUUACGCAAAAUGGAGGAUAAAAUAACAAAAGAUUCUGAAUCGAUCAACACAAAUCGGAGGGGUAACAGUAGCCAGAAGAGGGAAAGGGGCUUGCAGAUUGAAGGAUACUCUCUAGAAGGGAUAUCAAUAGCAGGUCAUGAGACGUGCAUAAUAGUUCCCUCGCUUAACUUAGCCUUUGAUAUUGGCAAGUGUCCUCAGCGUGCCAUCUCCCAACAGUUCCUUUUCAUCUCUCAUGGCCACAUGGACCACAUAGGAGGACUGCCUAUGUAUGUUGCGACUCGUUCCCUUUACAGAAUGAGGCCUCCUACUAUUAUUGUACCAAAAGUAAUCAAAGAAAGUGUUGAGAAGCUUUUUGAAGCUCACCGAGCUAUGGAUCACUCAGAACUGAACCAUACUUUGAUUGGGUUGCAUGUGGGAGAAGAAUUCUACUUGAGGAAGGAUCUUAAAGUUAGAGCAUUUAAGACUUAUCAUGUCAUUCCUAGCCAGGGUUAUAUAGUAUAUUCAAUCAAGCAGAAGCUUAAGCAAGAAUAUGUUGGCCUUCCAGGAGAUGAGAUUAAGAAGUUAAAGUUAUCAGGUGUGGAGAUCACGAACACUUCAACAGCACCUGAAAUUGCAUUUACAGGAGAUACAAUGUCAGACUUCAUUAAGGAUCCCAAAAAUGUUGAUGUUUUGAGGGCAAAAAUCCUCAUAAUGGAGAGCACUUAUGUGGAGGACAAAACGACAGCAGAUAAUGCAAGAGAAUAUGGACAUACUCAUCUGUCUGAGAUUAUCAAUUUCGCAGACAUGUUUCAGAACAAAGCCAUCCUUUUAAUCCACUUUUCGGCCCGCUAUCAGUUGGAUGUUAUUCAGGAGGCUAUUUCUGCAAUACCUCCGCCAUUGGCAGGCAGAGUUUUUGCGCUUACAGCAGGCUUUUGAUGCAACGCCAAAUCCACGUAUCUGGUUUUUUGGACAUUUCCUUUUCCUUUCCCCUCCCCUAUGAUUUGGCUGAUUGCACAAAGAGCAGUAAUGAUGAAGAAAUUUUUUGCUAUGGAAGUCAGCUUGUAAUAGUUUAAAUCUGGAUUUUUGGGGGAAAAUCUGAUUUGUAUUUAUCGACUAACGUCAGCAGUCAGCAGAUAUUAUUUUAUG
Messenger RNA from Solanum stenotomum, 1286 nucleotides. RefSeq names its product nuclear ribonuclease Z-like. Lineage: Eukaryota; Viridiplantae; Streptophyta; Magnoliopsida; Solanales; Solanaceae. The record is from RefSeq and is a predicted model, not a curated record. Bases 171 to 1076 code for a protein of 301 amino acids. The transcript is spliced from 9 exons.